Penicillium canescens is the source of this 1530-nucleotide messenger RNA. RefSeq names its product purine-cytosine permease family protein. The transcript has a single exon. Gene Ontology annotation, molecular function: transmembrane transporter activity. Bases 1 to 1530 code for a protein of 509 amino acids. Gene Ontology annotation, cellular component: plasma membrane. The record is from RefSeq and is a predicted model, not a curated record. Gene Ontology annotation, biological process: transmembrane transport. NCBI's taxonomy places the organism in Eukaryota, Fungi, Ascomycota, Eurotiomycetes, Eurotiales, Aspergillaceae.
AUGACUCCGGAAACCGAAUCUACAAUCCCUCUAGGGCCAAAGAAUGAUCUCGAAAAAGCGACACAACCUGCCACACAUAGUUGGUCUCCUAAUAAAGCCUGGAUGGCAGCCCGCAGCUGGUCACGCACAAUCAGAGCUGAGGAAUUUGGCGUUGAACGCGUUCCUGAGGACAUGCGAACAAACCAAUCACCUCGAGAUUUGUUCACAAUAUUCUUUGCUGCGAAUUGCAACAUGUCCACAUUGGCAACUGGAUUUCUGGGUCCCACAGCAUUUGGGCUUGGCUGGUGGGACUCGUUUUUUGCUAUCAUCUUCUUCAACGUGAUUGGAGCUGCCAUUCCUGCACUCACAGUGCGCUUUGGUCCAAAGCUCGGGCUGCGCACUAUGCUUGUUCCCAGGUAUUGUUUUGGCUGGUGGCCGGCAAAAAUCCUUGCAGUAUUCAACCUGGUUGACGCGCUUGGCUGGGCCGUCGUGAAUACACUCUCCGGCGCUGCAGUGCUACACGAUGCCGGGGAUGGAAAUCUACCAAUGACAGUGUCAAUCCUUAUCAUUGGCCUAGUAGCCAUCAUUCUCGGCUUCUUUGGGUAUCGAGUGCUCCAUAUUUACUCGAGAUAUUGCUGGAUCGUGACAAUCAUUUGCCUGAUCAUCACUGCGGGAUUCGGAGCUCAUCAUUUCAUCAAUGUGCCUAUGGGCCACGGAUCCACAGAGUGCUCAAAAAUCCUCUCAUUUAGCACCGCAAUCAUUGGAUUUGAAGUCGCUUGGGCUACGAUAGCAGCUGACUACAGUGUCUACAUACGUGAGACUAUCAGCAAUAAUGUAAUGUUUUUAUGGACCUAUGCUGGCCUUUUGACCAGUCAAAUAUCAAUUGAACUAUUGGGCGCCGCAAUUGGAUCACUUUGUGUGAGCCCCGAUCCACGGUUUAAAGCUUCAUAUGACAGUCGUGGGAUUGGUGGGCUAGUCGGCUCCGUUUUCGAAGACAUACAUCCUGGCGUUCGUGGUUUAGGAUACUUGGUCGAGGCUCUCCUAGGGUUGUCGGCAGCUGCUGUCAUAACAACAAAUGUCUACUCCUUGGGCCUGGCUAUGCAAAUGGUCUCAAAAAGGCUUCUUAUUGUGCCUCGUCUUGUUUGGUCAUUGAUCGGCAGCAUUUCCUAUCUGGCGAUCGCUAUAGCCGCCAGGGAAUAUUUGGAGGCUGUGUUACAGAACUUCCUGCUUAUAUGUGCUUAUUGGACUGUCCCCUUUUGUGCUGUUCUUCUUGCUGAGCAUUUCGUCUGGAGGAGUGGCUACCAAUACGACGUCGCUGUAUGGAACGACAAGAAGAUGCUUCCGUAUGGAAUAGCUGCGUCCGUUACUUGGGUCGCUUCAACUGUUCUGGCGGUUAUUUCUAUGAGUCAACCAUGGUGGAUUGGUCCCAUUGCCGCUGGAAUAGGUGGUUCGGCCGACGGUACUGAUAUUAGCUGGAUUUUGGCUGCGGUGAUGUCUGUAGUACUUUAUAUUCCGCUAAGAGCAUGGGAACGGAAAGUGUGGCAUAUAUAA